Molecule: messenger RNA, 408 nt
Organism: Echinostoma caproni
Lineage: Eukaryota; Metazoa; Platyhelminthes; Trematoda; Plagiorchiida; Echinostomatidae
Source: the annotation of a GenBank genome assembly
AUGGCUCCUCCCACAUUUGGCGAUUUGGGGAAAGAUGCGAGAGAAAUCCUUAGUAAACAGUAUUAUUUCGGGCUGUUGAACGCUAAAUUGGCAUCUACCUUCCGGGAUUUCAAAAUAACCAACAGUAUCAACCAGAACUUCAAGAUUGGUGCGUCUUUUGAGUCAAAGCUGAAAAUUCCCGAAUAUGGAACCACCUUAACGAAAAAGUGGAGCUCUGAAAAUGUUAUGGAUUUUGAAGUAUGUAUAGAAGACAAGAUCUACAAGGGACUGAAACAAACCUUCAAAUAUUCACGAGAAUUAUUUACCAGGUUUGACUCAUCUUCCUUGUAUAAUCGAGUUGGUGGACAACUGGUAGUUCGUCUAGGAUCCAAAAUCCUGAUUCCAAACCAACCAAGAAGAAGGGUAUGA